AUGGUGAGAGGAGCAAAAAUAGGUUUUUACCUGUUGUUAUUACUACUAAAUUAUACGUAUGUUAACGCAGCAUAUUUUUAUGUGAAGGAAGGGGUAGAAAAAUGUUUUGUGGAAAGCGUUGCAAGCAAUGUUGUGAUAACAUCGUCCUAUGAUAAUUAUGGAUUAAAAGGCAAGGAUGUUUUUUUUUUUUUUUUUUGCUCAUAUAUAUUAACUCAAUUAAAAUGCCUCAUCAAUAUAAAAGACCAAAAGGGAAGAGUUUUGUAUUCCCAUGAUACCUCUCAAAUUAGUAAAGGAAAAGUGUCCUACUUAACGAAAAAGAAUGGGAUGUAUUAUAUCUGCAUUUCUUGCCCUUCGUCGAAUUGGUUUAAAAGCACAGCAAUAAAAUGGAGUUUAUCCAUAGAAGUUGGUGGAUCAGAUGUGGAUUUAGAAAAUGCAGCUAAAAAAUCAGAAUUGAGUGAAACUAUUGCGACUUUGGUAAAUCUAAAAAAAAAAUUUAAUUCAAUGAAGUUGCAGCAGAUAUAUCAAAAGCAAAUGGCAACCAACCUAUACGAACAUAACAAAUCAGUGCAAGAUAAGAUGUUUUAUUGCUACAUAGUAGAAAUCAUAAUACUAGUGGCAGUUACCAUUUAUUCGAUUGUACAUUUAAAAAAUUAUUUUAAGGCCCAAAAAUUGAUGUAG
Molecule: messenger RNA, 678 nt
Organism: Plasmodium gonderi
Lineage: Eukaryota; Apicomplexa; Aconoidasida; Haemosporida; Plasmodiidae
Product: transmembrane emp24 domain-containing protein
Exons: 4
Coding region: 1-678 (225 amino acids)
Biological process (GO): Golgi organization; intracellular protein transport; endoplasmic reticulum to Golgi vesicle-mediated transport
Cellular component (GO): COPII-coated ER to Golgi transport vesicle; endoplasmic reticulum; endoplasmic reticulum-Golgi intermediate compartment
Source: RefSeq, a predicted model, not a curated record